Messenger RNA from Oryza brachyantha (malo sina), 1439 nucleotides. RefSeq names its product inorganic pyrophosphatase 2-like. Gene Ontology annotation, molecular function: phosphatase activity. The transcript has 3 exons. The coding region runs from base 283 to 1209 and encodes 308 amino acids. NCBI's taxonomy places the organism in Eukaryota, Viridiplantae, Streptophyta, Magnoliopsida, Poales, Poaceae. The record is from RefSeq and is a predicted model, not a curated record.
CUAAUCCCAAGCGAAUAUUCCCGCCAACGAUCCCAUCCCUACCCUCUCGAAUCACAGUUCAUCCAACCAAAACCGCACUUAAUCCCAGCAAAAGAAAAGAGAGGAAAUUGAUCGAUCGAUCGAUCGAUCUUGUCAGCUAUAAUGCGGGACGCCAUCACGCCGCAUUACGGAUCGAUGCCUUCUCUAGCCGAUCGAUCCGAGCUAUAAAUGCAUGCCCGCCAUGGCGAUCUUUCGUUGCGACGAGGCGACGUACGUAGGUAACGUAGCUUGAUCAAUCUAGCUAUGGCGGCGAGCGACGGCGUUGGCAAUGGCGCGGUUGUGGUGGUGUUCGACUUCGACAAGACGAUCAUCGACUGCGACAGCGACAACUGGGUCGUCGACGCGCUCGGCGCCACCGGCCGCUUCGACGAGCUCCUCCGCCGCCUCCCCUGGAACUCCGCCAUCGACGCCAUGAUGGGGGAGCUGCACGCGGAGGGGAGGACCGUGGAGGAGGUCGCGGCGUGCCUCAGGGCGGCGCCGCUGUCGCCGCGCGUCGCGGCGGCCGUGGAGACGGCGCACGCGCUCGGGUGCGAGCUCAGGGUGCUCAGCGACGCCAACGCCUUCUUCGUCGGCGCUGUCCUCGAGCACCACGGCCUCGCCGGCUACUUCUCGGCGGUCGACACCAACCCGGCCUUCGUCGACGGCGACGGCCGCCUGAGGAUCCUCCCCUACCACGACUUCCACGCCCCCGCCGCCGGCCAUGGCUGUACGCUCCCCACCUGCCCUCCCAACAUGUGCAAGGGCAAGGUGAUGGAGAGGAUCGUCGACGAAAUCUCGUGCGGCGGUGGAGGCGGCAAGCCGGCGGCGAGGAGGAGGAGGGUGGUGUACCUCGGCGACGGGAGAGGCGACUACUGCCCGUCGCUGAAGCUGACGGAGAGGGACUACGUGAUGCCGAGGAAGGGCUACCCGGUGUGGGACCUCAUCGCCGGCGACCGCGACGCCGUCCGGGGCGACGUCCGCGAGUGGGCCGACUUCGACGACCUCGAGGCCGUGCUGCUCGGCAUCGUAGCCGAGUGCCUGACGUCGGAACAGGAGGAGGACGACGACGACGACGAUGGCGAGGCUGCGCCGGCGCCGGCGCCUGCGGAUCAGUGCCGUGCCCUGCAGCCGACGUUGGCUUCUGGCCAGGAUCAGGCGAUCCUCCCUAAGGCAGUUCAUGUGCCUAAUUAACUGGGCUUCCAUAGCACUGACACAGUGCCCAGAUAAUCAAUUGGUUAAUAAUUAAUCAUGCUUAAUUAACUAUGUAAGCUUCACAUCUGUUGCAAGAUGGUGAGCUUUAGCAACUAGUCUCGGAUCAUGUGAAAGAUCCCAUUAUCUUAAAAAAAAUGUAAGUUAGCUACUGUGUUUGUUCACUUGUUUAGAACAUUCAAAUAAACGCACUAAAAAGAGUAUUGGUGUUA